GCACCGGCAAGACUACUGUUCUUGUAUCCUAUAUAUUAGAGGCGAUUCAGAGACAUCAGAAGCUACUGGUGUGUGCACCUUCUAAUGUGGCAGUGGACAACCUCUUGGAACGUGUUACGGCGGUUGGUGGAAUAUCCAAUGUGGUCCGAAUAGGGCAUCCAGCUAGGGUUGAGAAGGGCCUUGAAAG
Molecule: messenger RNA, 187 nt
Organism: Perkinsus marinus ATCC 50983
Lineage: Eukaryota; Perkinsozoa; Perkinsida; Perkinsidae
Product: dna-binding protein smubp-2, putative
Exons: 2
Molecular function (GO): 5'-3' DNA helicase activity
Source: RefSeq, a predicted model, not a curated record